This is a messenger RNA of Aethina tumida (small hive beetle), 1025 nucleotides long. RefSeq names its product arginine/serine-rich coiled-coil protein 2. The record is from RefSeq and is a predicted model, not a curated record. Bases 120 to 890 code for a protein of 256 amino acids. NCBI's taxonomy places the organism in Eukaryota, Metazoa, Arthropoda, Insecta, Coleoptera, Nitidulidae. The transcript has 4 exons.
CUCCAAAAUUUGAGUUUACCAAAUAAUGUUUUUACUAAACUGUUAACUCUAUUUCAAUAAACAGUAAAAUUUAGAAAUAUGCCCACAACAAUAAAUUGAAUAUAUUAUAAUUAAUAGUAAUGGGUAAAUAUUCAAGUGACUCAGAAACUGAAAAGAGAGGAACUAAAAGUUCUUAUAGCAACAAAAGUCGUAGAAGGUCAUCCUCUUCAAGUUCUAGUAGUUCUCGAAGUAGACACAGAAGGGAUAAAAGACAUACUAAGAGGAGAUCAAGAAGCAAAAGUAGAGAUAAGUACUCCAGAAGCAGGAGGUCUAGAAGUAGUAGUCCUUCUACAUAUAGAUCUUCUAAAUCAAAGUAUAGGUCUAAAUCUAGAGAGAGAUCCAAGUAUAAAAGAUCUUCUUCACGGGAUAGAAAACAAUAUUCCCGUGAUAAAAACAGAUCCAGAAGAUCCAGAUCCAAAUCCUACAUAAAGGAGUAUACAAGUAGACCAAGGAAGCCAUCAAAUAGUUCAGACUCAUCCAGCUCCUCCAAUUCAAGUUAUAAGAAGAACAAACCUCAAAAGAAGCCUUCAGUUGAAUUUCCUAAAACUUCAACAAAUACAAAAGAUAACAAUACAGACUGUGUGAUUAUAGACACCAAAGUUAUUGAUGAAAUUAAUGAAGAUAAGUUUGCCCCUAAGAAAUUUACUAGUGCUAACAAAUCUAAAAAAGAAGACAAGAUUGUAAUUGAUUUACAGAAACAGACCAUUAAAGUACCUGAAGUUGAGGCAGUAGAACCAGAUUCAAUUUUUCAUCACAAUCUUUUCUUAAGUGAAGAAGCGCGAAUGGAAAAGUGGGUAAAAGAGCUAUAUUCUUUUAGACAGAAAUCCCUUCAACAAGGCCAGAAAAUUUGAUGAUGAUGAUGGCAGUAAGACCUUGUUACCAGCUAUUGGUUUUCUCUAUUUUAAUUUUAUUUGCCUCAAUUUAUCUCCCAUUAGUUGUUAGUAUUUUUCAAAAAGUGUGGUUUUAUAAAAUUUUUGAUAACCAGA